Paralichthys olivaceus (Japanese flounder) is the source of this 1301-nucleotide messenger RNA. RefSeq names its product claudin-3-like. NCBI's taxonomy places the organism in Eukaryota, Metazoa, Chordata, Actinopteri, Pleuronectiformes, Paralichthyidae. Gene Ontology annotation, cellular component: plasma membrane; bicellular tight junction. Gene Ontology annotation, molecular function: structural molecule activity. The record is from RefSeq and is a predicted model, not a curated record. Gene Ontology annotation, biological process: bicellular tight junction assembly; cell adhesion.
UGCGAAGGCUGAAAUUAUCCUAAUUGCAGGUUGUGUCUCAGGUUGACUCUUCCCCCUGUUUGCAGAUUUAGUUUUUCUGUGACCUCCUCACAGCAGCAGCAGAAGAAGACGUUUCAGGAUGUCUAUAGGGCUGGAGUUGAUUGGCAUCUCCCUGUGCAUUCUGGGAUGGAUUAUUGCCAUUGUGGCGUGUGCCCUCCCCAUGUGGAGGGUGACGGCCUUCAUCGGCAGCAACAUUGUGACGGCGCAGGUCAUCUGGGAGGGCCUGUGGAUGACCUGCGUGGUCCAGAGCACGGGACAGAUGCAGUGUAAGGUCUACGACUCCAUGCUCUCUCUCUCUCAAGACCUGCAGGCCGCCCGCGCCCUCACCGUCAUCUCCAUCCUGUUGGCCAUCCUCGCCGUGCUCAUCGCCAUCGCCGGGGCCAAGUGCACCAACUGCAUUGAGGACGAGGCGUCCAAGGCCAAGGUGAUGAUCAUCUCAGGGGUCUUCUUCAUCGUCUCCGGUGUCAUGCAGCUCAUUCCCCUCUCCUGGUCAGCCAACACCAUCAUCAGAGACUUCUACAACCCGUUGCUCACCGAUGCUCAGCGAAGGGAGCUGGGGGCAGCGCUCUACAUUGGCUGGGCGGCUGCUGCCCUUCUGAUUCUCGGUGGCGGACUCCUCUGCUGCUCCUGUCCUCCACAUGAGACCAGGUACAACCCGUCGAGGAUGGCGUACUCCGCCCCACGGUCCGCUGGAGGCCCCGGGUUAGAGAGGAAAGACUACGUAUGAAUGACAGUCGAAAAGGAAGAGACUUUACUGAAUCUCACGCCAGCUCGAACUGAAGCAGCGCAGAGGAAACAAGGAAACAAGGAGACUCCACGAUGAAGGAUGUGUUCGAAUUCACCUGUAAUGUUUAAUAAUCUGUGCGUGAGGCUCUUUGUUUUUCUGAGGCUGCAAAAGUUUGCAAAGGACAUUUGAGUGGAAUUGUUUUUUUUAGCUUCAAAACUAAAUAAAUAUCCUCAGUGCCUUUUUUAUAUCAACACAAUAAAAAACUACGACAAUUGUACAAUCACCUAUUUUUUUAACAGAGUCCAGGCUCCUUCAUGUUUACGACUGAAUAUUUUUAUAACCAUUACUGCUUCAUGUGUCGCCACCUUCAUUAUAAAGCACUUCUGGGAACUAAAUGGAAGAACUUCACAUGUUAAAUGUUCAUCGACAGGUUCGCAUGUUGUAAAUACUGUGUGAAAAUCAUGAAUAACCUGUAACGACUUGUGGUAACUGUAUUAAGCUUUUUGUGCAGUGUGGUUAAGGGUGGGGGUGGGGG